GUCUGUACAGAUGAUGACGUCAUCCAAGAUGGCAACUUACGAUGACCAACGAAGGAAUCGAAGAUGACUAAGUUUUGAUCAUCAUUUGAAAGGAAUUAGCGGUAACUGCGGUAUAAGUCUAUGUAUUGGUGAGUUGAGCCAACGCGGUUCAGCUGAACAACCAAAAUACAGAGACUGAAGCUUUUGGUCUAGCGUUCUAUGAGAAACACACAACUAACUACCGUCAGUUUUUCAAACCUAAUUGACUUCAAAGUCAUCGAUCACAACAAGGUCCUCUUACUGAAGUGAAUCUUCCUAUAGAUACAUUCACCAAGAAGAUCAAAGGCUUUGCUUUCAUUACUUACAUGAUGCCAGAACAUGCUGUCAAAGCUUAUACAGAACUAGAUGGAACCAGCUUUCAGGGUCGGAUGCUUCACAUCUUACCAGGGAAGGAGAAGAAGAUGGAGGAAGAGACGCACAAAGAAGGUUCUUCUUUCAAAAAUAAAAAAGCAGCAAAAACCAAAGCACAGAGUGGAAGUUCACACAACUGGAAUACUUUAUUCAUCUCUUCAAAUGCCGUAGCUGAUGUCAUGGCAGCCAAAUAUCAGACUUCAAAAAGUGAUGUCUUAGAUACUGAAUCUAGUAGAAGUCUUGGGGUGCGUAUGGCCCUUGGGGAGACACAGAUUGUAGCUGAAACAAGACAAUUUCUCUUAGAAAAUGGGGUUGCAUUAGACUCUUUCAGCCAGGCUGCUGCGGCAAGAAGUAAAUCAGUAUUCCUUGUGAAGAAUCUUCCAGCAAGUACUACACCUGAUGAGCUUAGAGAGGCAUUCGGACAGCAUGGCAUGCUGGGAAGGGUACUACUGCCCCCUGCAGGGGUGACGGCCAUCGUCGAGUUCUUAGAACCAUCAGAAGCCAAAGCUGCUUUCUACAAACUGGCUUAUACUAAGUUCAAGCAUGUUCCACUGUACUUGGAAUGGGCUCCUAUGGACGUGUUUGGAACAUCUACAAAAAGCUUUGAGAAGGAUACAAGUGUUGAAGAAACAAAGGAGGAGAAGAAAGAAGAGAAGGAAGAAGAUAAGAAAGGGGAAGCUCAGGAUGAAUCAGAAUCUGAUGAAGAUUAUCAAGUUCAAGAAGGCAGUGUACUCUUUGUCAAGAAUCUGAACUUUAGCACCGAUGAAAGUAUACUUAAAAAGGUAUUUAAGAAGUGUGGUUCUAUCAGGAAUGUGACAAUUGCAAGAAAGAAGGAUACAAAGAACCAAGGGCAGCUGCUAUCCAUGGGAUAUGGCUUCAUUGAGUUUGAGAAACCAGAAUGGGCCCAGAAAGCACUCAAAGAAUACCAACAUGUAGAGGUGGAAAGUCAUAAACUUGAUCUUAAAAUAUCAAACAGAGCUACUGUCCAAACUCAACAGACUUCAUCCAGGAAGAAACAGAAAACCAAGAAGCAAACAUCGACCAAGAUUCUUGUCCGUAACAUUCCAUUUGAAGCAUCAUCAAAGGAAAUAAGGGAACUCUUCAUAACAUUUAGUGAAGUAAAGACAGUCCGCUUGCCCAAGAAGAUGAGUGGGACUGGAUCUCAUCGAGGCUUUGGCUUUGUGGAUUUCCUUUCAAAACAAGAUGCAAAGAGAGCGUUUGACUCCUUAUGUCAUAGCAGUCAUUUAUAUGGGAGACGCCUUGUCUUAGAAUGGGCAGAGAGUGAGCAAUCAAUUGAUCAACUCAGAAAGAAGACUGCCGAUCACUUCUCAGAUGGUUCAAGCAGUAAGAAGCUGAAGAAAUCAGACCUGAUGGAUCAUCUGACAUUAUCAACAGUUGAAUAGCACUCCCACAAUUCCCUUCCCUUCCUGUAUGUAGAUUAGGGGUAAGGUUCAACCUCAAUGUAAUGCAUGCUUUGUAUACGUCAAUGGGUUUAUUAUUAUUAUAACAUUCACACAGGGGUUCAGAGAGACAAAAGUUGGUUAGCUUUCAGGGCUUGAAGAUUGAAGACAUUAAGUUUCACAUCAUUUUUCUCUGUUAGCAUAGAUGUUAUCAGUGGUCGGCCUGUUUAGAUACUAUAUCGAGUGAUGCUAUUAACAAAUGACUUUUUACUACUACUCUAAGAUACACCUUUUGCAAUGUAGUUGCUUUAAAAUUAAAUUUAGAUAAACUAUGCUCUGAUAAAUCAUGAAUUUAAUUUACUAUUUCAAGAUGUUUUGUCUGUCCUUGUGCAAUGUCUUCCGUUUGAUGUAUGAAGGGGGCCCAAUGUCUGGGCACCUAAAACUUAAGCUUAAGAUUAAAUAUUAAUUUAUGUUUUAUUCCACAAAAUUUUUCAGUUGAUAAUGUUCCUAUGUUCUUAUGAGUAAGUGUGCGAAAAAUUUGAGAGAAAUUUUAUUUUCUUGGGAAAAGUCUCUGCCAGUCAUUUUCAGAUUGAACAAAAAGAUGGUGCCCCAUGUCUGCACACCCAUUCACUUUUCACAUGAUUCGAGGCAUUGAUGAGAAAGGCUGCAUUUUGAGGCCGUCGCAUGAAAUGCCUGAAAUAUUUUCCACCAUUUUGAGUCUGAUUUUUUAUUGAAUAUCUGUCUAAGUAUUUCAGGUGUAAAGUAUGUGGUCAUUUCGUAUCUUCUUUAAUUACAACCACACAUAUACGCGUGUGCACAAACAAGGGGUGCUGCAUACACUUUCAGCACCUUACCAUAUUAAUUGUCUAAUAAUGUUUGUACCAAAUUGUCAUAAAUAUUCUCCAUUCAUCUCCAUUUUGCUUUAUUGAAGGUUUGUCAAGCACCGAGUUUGAGAUUCGAUGCAUAAUAAUCACCCUAGAUUGGUAAUAAGUAAAAAUGAUUAUUAUUGGAUAUAUUGACUGUGUUGGUUCUUGUAGUAGAACAAGAAUGAUGAAAGUAAAAAUAAAAGUUGAGAGCUUUUCUAAUAACUUCAAGAGAAAAGAGGCAGUUUUAUUAAAUCAUUCAUAUGUUCUUAAAGUAUAAAAUGAAAACAUACAAGAAGAACCUUUUAUGAUAGCUUUGUAGUGAGUAGAUAUAAUAUUUUUUUCUUACAUUCAUUUCAAUAUUUUAAUGCAUUCUUAUUUAAAAACAAAAUAUUUUCUGUCUUUAAUUUUUGACAAGGAGAGAAAAAGUCAUGGAGUUGUCUCAUAGAAGACUUUUGGAAGUUCAAAAUGUGUUCUCUAUUUUUGAUGAAUUGGGAAUUGAGCCGAGGCUGGCUUUCACUCCAUCCACCAUAGGUAGGGCCAGAGGAAUUAUAUUUCAAGUUGUCUCUCUGUCCAGUUUUUUUUUUUUUAAUAACUGAAGAACUAUUUGACAGAUUGACUUCAUAUUUGGAUCAUGUACGCCUCUAGGAGUGAAUGGAGUAGCCUUUGAGGUAUGGAGGUCAAACAUUCAAGGAAGGACACAGAGAUCAUUAUACACCUUAAAACGCUCUGUUCUUACAAUAACUCAAGAAACCUUUUGGAUUAACUUCAUAUUUGAAUCAUGUAUGUGUGUGGAGUUACAAUGACCUGAUAGGUUUUUAUGAAAUGGAGGUCAAAGUUUCAAGGUCACAGAGGUCAUUAUAUGCCUUAAAACGGUUCCAUAACAUGUGCUUUGCUGACAAUUUGCUCUGCUGUUAAUUCCAUUCACUAAUUGAAUGAUCAAAUUCAACCAAUGAAUAAGAUUGCAGCAGGAAUUGAACCUGUCAUUUGGUGGUCCCUUCACUAUUGUGCCAUAUAAUUACUGCUUUAUUCAUCUGAUUUUGUCACGACUUGGAAAUUCACACUCCUUCAUGGAUGAUAGAAUGCAAUGCUCCCCUCUAUUGGUAGGAAAUAGAAAGUUAUGAACAUAUCCAUAUGUGUAAAAACAUAUGCAUGAUUCAGUUUGUUUGCAUCAUGAAAUUGAUGGCAUGCUACCCUCUAGUGGGAAGAUAUAUUUAGUUAUGAAUUCUGUGGGGGGGGGGGGGGGGUUCUCACUGAAAGAGAUAUUUUCCUUCUAAAAAAUUUCAUUUUGUAUUAUUUAAUAAAUAUAUUCUAAAUACCUGCAUAAUAUUAAAUUCAUAUACCUAUGCAUAUUUAAAUGUCAAAAUCUAUGAUAAUUUUUUUAUAUAUUGUAUUCCCAUUAAAAAAAAACAAUUUAUCAAAGUA
This is a messenger RNA of Lytechinus pictus (painted urchin), 4078 nucleotides long. Its product is annotated as probable RNA-binding protein 19. NCBI's taxonomy places the organism in Eukaryota, Metazoa, Echinodermata, Echinoidea, Temnopleuroida, Toxopneustidae. Gene Ontology annotation, cellular component: nucleolus. The record is from RefSeq and is a predicted model, not a curated record. Gene Ontology annotation, molecular function: mRNA binding. The transcript is spliced from 15 exons. Bases 345 to 1793 code for a protein of 482 amino acids.